GUUUUACACAAAAAUACGUAUUUUAGAGUAAAUAUAUAUAAAAUAUAUAUAAUUUGUUAAAAUGUCUAAAAUAGUAUCGCUUGCGUUAGUUAUUGUAGCAGUUUUUGCUUUCACGAGUCCAGUAUCAGCGACCAGCAGUAUCCAGCUCCCAGCGGUAUACCCACUGGUGAACAUUCUCCUUCCACUUCUUAACAACGUGUACAACCUUCUUCUGUCCUUGCUAUCUAUAUUUGAUACUCUACCGCCGGCUAUUAGUGCUGUCAUACCAGUCGAUUUAGGUGCUCUGGAAACUUCUUUACUGAAGCUAUAUUCGCAGGCUUUGGCAAUAGUCAACUUUUUAAGGUCACUGCCAGAAUAUGCGACAGGCGCAAAUCCGAAGUCAAACACCAGCGUCGCUAAUGUCCAAGGUCUACUCAGCUCCCUGGUGGUUGCUAUCACAGACUUGGCCGAAGACGUUCUCCAGGGUAUUGGCGGUGGGCUGCUGCCUGCUCUACUACACAGCGCAAUGGCCUUCAGCACCCUACUGUUAAUCGUGUGCGUGGGCUCUGCCCACGCGUGGGGUGGUCUGUUCAACCGGUUCAGCUCCGACAUGCUGGCCAACAUGGGCUACGGCCGUUCGCCGUACCGCCAUUACGCCUAUGGACAGGUGGAACCCGAAGAGAUCUAUGCUGAGGCUCUGGAAGGCAACCGUAUAGAAGAUGCCGAUGACACCCAUUGCUACAGCGCACCCUGUAUCACUAACGGUGACUGCUGCCGUGGACUCAUGUGUUUGGAGACAGAGGAUGGAGGGCGUUGUCUCCCCGCGUUCGCCGGUCGGAAGCUGGGUGAGAUGUGCAACAGGGAGAAUCAAUGCGACGCUGGACUGGUGUGCGAGGAAGUGGUUCCAGGAGAGAUGCACGUGUGCCGUCCUCCGUCAGCCGGCCACAAGCAGUACAACGAAGAUUGCGCGGCGUCCAGCGAGUGUGAUAUUACCCGUGGCCUCUGCUGCAUCAUGCAACGCAGACACCGCCAGAAGCCUAGGAAGAGCUGCGGCUACUUCAAGGAGCCUCUUGUCUGCAUCGGACCAGUGGCUACGGAUCAGAUACGAGAAAUCGUACAGCACACGGCCGGUGAGAAGAGGAUUGGUGUUUACAGGAUGCAUUAAACUGAAAACCUUUGAUUUUACUUAUAUCCAGAGCAGAUAUGCGAUUAUUAGUCGAGCGAUAUUACAAUUUCCGUUAAUUUUCCUGAACUCACUUUACUAUACUACUCGUACCUUAGCUUUAUUCUUCACUAAUGCGCCUAGUCGCUUUUAUGUCUAAACAGUUGCUCGACAUACUAAAACUAAGUCUACUAAGACUAAGUCGCCAAAUAACAGCAAAAAUACAUAUGGCCGCAUUUAUAGCGACUCAGCGACCAAAUAGAUGUGGAUUUGAGGUUGCUUAAGCCUUCAUGCGAUUGAUCUUGUCGCUUUUGCAACUAUUUUUAACAGUGAAUUGUCGCCUGAGCGACAGGACAGGAGCCUGUGCAAUCGCUCGGCAGCUCAAGCAAUUGGCGCCCAUUCAACUUGCUUCAACAAUCGCUCAAGCGACUAUAGGCCAACCUAUGUCGCAUAUCUGCUCUAGAUGUAGUUUUACUUUUACUUACAAAGAGUAAAGUGAGACUAAUAAUUUUUUGUCUUGAUUCUUGCCUUAUUCCUGUUUCUUGCCUUAUAGAUUUGUUGAAGUCUUACUUUACUCGAAGUAAAAAGUAUGGCUUUGAAUUGUUUAUAGACAAUAUAAUUUCGACCUUUUAUGCAUUCUGUAUUUUACGGAGCAUGCUAGUAAAAACAUAACGACGGAAAAAUAUGAAUAUCAUGGCUGUAGUUCGAAACAUGCCCAUUCUAAAUUUUGUAAAGAAAACAGUUUUAUGAGUCGUAAUUAUAUUAUUUAUAAAUUAUUUAAAACAAAAUUGAGAGAAUACAAUAAAAUAA
Pararge aegeria (speckled wood butterfly) is the source of this 1951-nucleotide messenger RNA. Its product is annotated as ITG-like peptide. The transcript is spliced from 8 exons. The record is from RefSeq and is a predicted model, not a curated record. Bases 62 to 1144 code for a protein of 360 amino acids. Lineage: Eukaryota; Metazoa; Arthropoda; Insecta; Lepidoptera; Nymphalidae.